UCACGGGCACUAACAGGAAGUCGUCUAAAUCGCCUUCGACAUGGAUCAACAGACUCCAGCACGAUAACUGAUGUCGCGGAGUGAAAAUUAGAAUCUUCUCGGAAGCAGAGGGUCGCACCAGACACCAAGGGAUGCCUUUCUGGACGAGGGAGGAUAUUUUAGAACGGUCUCUGAGAAUAAGUGCUGACUUUGGUUGCUCCAAUGGGCAAGUGUCAAUCUUGCUGUGAGGCAAAAGGACCGACAUCAGGUUCUCGGUACCACACACCCUCAGAUUACAGAACCAGAGGAGUGCCACGGAGCAUCAGCAAAGAGUUAGAGACUACCAGCAUCACAAUUCCAGUGAUGGCAUCCUCGCGGUCGGUGCCGGUGGCAUCUGAUCGGAAAAUGUUCACACCUUAUCCGAAACUGCCUCCGAUUAAAAAACCCAGUAAUGGAGAGAGCAAACGCUUGUCUUUUAUUUCCCGUGAUUUCUCAGAAUCAAAAGUUCAUGCUCUUUUUGAACAAUAUAAAGAUGCUGUUGAGGAUGCCAUCUUGGCGGAGGGUGUCGAAGCGUUUUGUUGUGAUUUAGAAGUGAAUCCUGAUGACUUUAUCGUUCUGGUGCUAGCGUGGAAAUUUCAAGCAGAAAUGAUGUGUAAGUUUACAAGGGAGGAAUUUCUACAUGGUUGUAAAUCCUUAAAGGUUGAUUCAAUUAAAGGAAUCCAAUCAAAAUUCACAGAGUUGUUGACAGAAGUGCAAAAUAAACAAAUUUUCAAGGAUCUGUAUCGAUGGACUUACAAGUUUGGCCUUGAUGUGGAAACGGGACAGAGGACUCUACCCAUAGAAAUGGCUAUCAGCCUUUGGAAACUUGUGUUUUCACAAAAUGAACCUAAACUUCUUAGCCGUUGGCUUGAGUUCUUGGAGGAUCAUCCAAGUAUUCGAGGAAUUCCUAGAGACACAUGGGAUAUGUACCUGAAUUUUACGGAACAGGUUUCUGACGACUUGAGCACGUAUGAUGAUACAGAGGCAUGGCCUAGUCUUUUUGAUGAUUUUGUAGAAUAUGAAAAUGAUAGGCAAAAUCAAAAUGUCAAGAUGAUAUAAGUAAAGCAGGAAACAUAUGGUCCCUUUGUCCUUAAAAAAAAUAUUGUUCUUUUUUUUUUUGUUCAUAAAAUGAACAUGUGCUUGUUUAGAUUUUUAGAAUGUGCAGAACUGUAUAUAAUGCAUGAUAUUUG
This is a messenger RNA of Saccostrea echinata, 1208 nucleotides long. Its product is annotated as DCN1-like protein 3. Gene Ontology annotation, cellular component: ubiquitin ligase complex. The record is from RefSeq and is a predicted model, not a curated record. Gene Ontology annotation, molecular function: cullin family protein binding; ubiquitin-like protein binding; ubiquitin conjugating enzyme binding. The transcript is spliced from 2 exons. The coding region runs from base 202 to 1077 and encodes 291 amino acids. Lineage: Eukaryota; Metazoa; Mollusca; Bivalvia; Ostreida; Ostreidae. Gene Ontology annotation, biological process: protein neddylation; positive regulation of ubiquitin-protein transferase activity.